AGGGCUGGGAGCCAGGACUCCUGGGUUCUAUUCCCUAACUCUGGGAGGGGAGGGGAGUCUAGUGGUUAAAGCAGGAGGGCUGGGAGCCAGGACUCCUGGGUUGCAUCCCUGACUCUGCCUUUGACUAAGGCCUUGCCUUCACUUGGAAGUUAUAUAUGGUUUGCUGCCGGUAUGAAUUUGGCCCCGUUGUAGAGGUGCCUGGGGCAGUUCAGGCUCAGUGAGGCAGGAAGAGGUGUCACUAAGGCAAGGGGGCUGUUCUACCCCAGAGGCAGAGCAUCAGUGGGACCUGGAGUCUGCCCAGCCUCCACAGGCUGGAAGGAGAGCCCAGUGCGGGGGCUACGUCCCCUUGGUCCACAACUGGGCAGCUACAGGAAGCCAUGACUUGGCGCCCCAGGCCCAUGCAGAGAGGGACGGAGAAGCUGCUGUUAGGCCCCAUGGGGCUUGGGAGGGGCUGUUAUUCAACGGGACGUAACCUUGUGUGAAACAGCCCCUGCACCCCACCACAGGGGUGGCUACAUCUCAGCACCGGGCGAGGGGUCCCUGUAUAAACAGCCCCCAUGCCCCUCCCCAGAGGCAGUCGCAUCUCAACACUGGGCGAGGGGUCCCUGUAUAAGCAGCUGUCAUGGAUCCACAGAGGCAGUGCUAGGCCCCAGCUUUUAAAUUGUCUCUUGGAGGAACCCUGAGUGCCAAAUCCCCGAGGGGUCUCACUCUCCCUUCAGGGCAGGCCACGUGGCCUCACCUCCCCCAAGACGGAGCCCCUGGGCUCCAGUCUCCUGCUCCACCCUGUAAGCCAGAGCCCUGGGGGAGAUUGUCCGCUGUGCAGGGGCCCAGGCACCCAGUGGGAAUUUGCAGCCAUCCCCAAACGGAGCAGGGUGCUUUAGCCAGCUGGGCACGGCAUGGGCAUAGGGUUGCCAACUUUCUACUUGCACAAAACUGAACACCCUUGCCCUGCCCCAUGCCCUGCCCCUCCUCUGAGGCUCCGUUGCCAACUGAACUGUCAACGACCCAGUCAGUGGUGCUGACCAGAGUCACCAGGUGUUCCGGUUGAAAACCAGACGUGGGUCAGCAUGGCAAAGCAAAGGUGCCGACGCGGGCCGUGUCUCAAUGCUGGGCUGGUGAUGUCCGUGUCCCUAGGGGGCCAUCUGGACACUGCUCCCGGUGGUAACAACUCCAUCCCUCCCCAUCCCGCAGCCAUGACCCUGCCCACACCGUGGGGCGUGGAGCAGCAGCUGGAGGAGAUGAUGGAGCUGACGGCGCAGAACCUGCCUUGGCUGGAGGUGACCCAGUCAUACACCAUCCUGAGGGAGCUGGGCAGCGGCUCCUAUGGCCACGUGCUGCUGGCUGUGCACCAGCGGCAAGGCAGCCCGAUGGCACUGAAAUUCAUCGAGAAGCGGGACACUGAGCUGCGGGACUUCCUGAGCGAGUACUGCAUCGCGCUGACCCUGGCCGCCCACCCCUGCAUCGCCAGCGCCCUGGGUAUCGCCUUCCAGACCAAGCACCACUAUGUCUUCGCGCAGGAGCUCGCCCCUGCCAGGGACCUCUUCUCCCUGCUGCAGCCACAGGUGGGGUUCGGGAUCGCGGAGCUGCAGGUCAAGCGCUGUGCUCUGCAGCUCGCCAGCGCCCUGGAGUACAUGGGGGCCAAGGGGCUGGUUCACCGCGAUGUCAAGCCUGAGAACGUGCUGCUGCUCGACCUUGAGUGCCGGCGUGUCAAGCUGACCGACUUCGGGCUGAGCUGCCCGCAGGGCACUGCCAUCGAGGCCCUGCCUGAGAACUUGCCCUACACAGCACCCGAGCUGUGCCGCCUGGGGCCCUCGGCCCGCCUGCCAGCCCAGCCCAGCCUGGACGCCUGGGCACUGGGCGUGCUGCUCUUCUGCGUGCUGACCGGGUUCUUCCCCUGGCACACGGCUGCCGACCGGCACUACCGGGACUUUGAGCGCUGGCAUCGCAGCCCCCGCGUCCGCCCGCGCCCACCCCACUGGGGGCGCUUCACCUAUGAGGCCCGGGAGAUGCUGCGAGGGCUGCUGGACCCCGACCCCAUCCGGCGCAGCCCAGCCAGCGUUGCCAUGGCCCACGUCAAGUGCCCCUGGCUGGAGCCCAAGGAGCCGUGCGCUGCCCGUGCAGACAGGACUCUGCUGGGGAGCAGCCAUUGCCGCUGAGCCCCAGCCCCGUGGGCACUGCCGCCAGGCACAGGCACCCGCCAUGGCCAAGGGGACGCAGGGACCAAGGACUUGCAGGACACGUUGCUUAGCAGGGACCAUGGCCAGAGGCUGGUGCUGGGGGCCUGGCCUGGGGGAUUGCAGAGAAGGCGAGGGAGGAGGGGGGUAAUAAAAUCACGAUCCUAACA
Malaclemys terrapin pileata is the source of this 2344-nucleotide messenger RNA. RefSeq names its product serine/threonine-protein kinase SBK2-like. Bases 1068 to 2156 code for a protein of 362 amino acids. NCBI's taxonomy places the organism in Eukaryota, Metazoa, Chordata, Testudines, Emydidae. Gene Ontology annotation, molecular function: ATP binding; protein serine/threonine kinase activity. Gene Ontology annotation, biological process: peptidyl-threonine phosphorylation; peptidyl-serine phosphorylation. The record is from RefSeq and is a predicted model, not a curated record. The transcript has 3 exons.